AUGCCGAAAUGGAAUAUUAAGAACAAAUGUACGGAGAAUAAUGUAUCUUGUACAUCAACCUGGGGUAAUGGCGGGUCGUACCAUGGCGGUGGCGAAAAUCCGAAUGCGCUUGCGUGCUGUUUGACCUGGCCUGUGCUUGUUUCUGGGGAUAUUCGUCGGCUUGAGUCACCCCAAAAGCGAAAUGUUGACACAGAGUAUUCCGACGAUCCUUCAGAGGACAUUUUGCGGGGUAUUACCCGUGGACUCCUGAUCCUCAACCUUGGAACCCGACAAGUAACAUUGGAAGGGUCCACGGCCGGAUGUUACCGUGGCUAUCUGUUGCGGGAGCGUGGCCAGUAA
Penicillium samsonianum is the source of this 339-nucleotide messenger RNA. RefSeq lists its product as uncharacterized. NCBI's taxonomy places the organism in Eukaryota, Fungi, Ascomycota, Eurotiomycetes, Eurotiales, Aspergillaceae. Bases 1 to 339 code for a protein of 112 amino acids. The transcript has 2 exons. The record is from RefSeq and is a predicted model, not a curated record.